AUGUAUCGUCUGAUAAAGACGCAAAAAACAAAGCGGGGGGGGACGCGUGAUUGUUGGCGUGCCUGUGUUCGGGAACGUUCGUCAACGCGUUCGGUGUUGAAAGCGUUCCUGUACAAAACUACGUUUCGUUCCAAUAAAGUGAAAUUGAAAGCCGAGAGCCGCAUUACUUCCAUUCGUCCGCGCAAGCCUACGGGGGCAAAGUGUUUUGCCGUUCGUAACUAUGACUACCGCUUUAAGAAGACGCGAUAUACGCGUGGGCCAGGACAUUGUCGACAGCGAGUUCGAAAAGGAUCGAUCGUUUUGCACAACAAGAGUUUCCCUUAUCGGUACAGAAUGAACGACAAAGACGAUAGCGCCUGGGUUUUCGACUCCCUAAUCGGUUUCCUUCAGGGUCCGAUUUGGUCCGCGCCUCUGAUCACCUUCAUAGAGGAAAAAUCGCUCAUAUUCGAAGCGGGCGUCGAAGAAAACGACGAGUACCAGAAGAUAUAUCAAGAGUACAAAAAUUUGGUGGAUUUAUUGCUCGGUUGUUUCAUGGAAGACAUGGGGAUCACUCCGGAGCAAUUUGAGUAUGCUUGUACCGUCAACAAAUAUACGAAAAUGCCUAUACAGUUUCAACAAAACUUGUUCGAGCAAAUAUGGGCGGCGAACGAGUACGAGAUAUUCAAGAGAAUGAUGAUACAGAAGAAUCUGGAACUGCAAUUGCAGGCAUUGAACAUGAUCGAGCAGAAGUAUGGUCUGACGCCCGCGUCCUUGAUGUACGAAACGGACGGAUUGCACGACGACACAUUGGUCAUGGAAGAAAUAAUUCAGAAACACGCUCUGAGCGACGAUCCGGAAGAAGAGCAGGACAUAUCGUCGGAAACGUCGCUCAUCAAGGAGCACGAACGCUUGGCAGCCAAAUACCAUAACGAAAGAGCAUUGUUGGAAGAAGCUUUGAAGGCGUCUCAGGAGAAGACACCGGAAACGGAAUCCCUGUCGUCGCCGGCCGAAGAAGAAGACGAGGAAGAGGAGGAGGAGACUGGAAACGCCUCAAAAAUCAAACGAACGAUUCCGCUCGAUCCGACACCGUCCGACGAGUCGAAGUCGGACGAACCAAAUGUGUCGGAGGAGGACAUAAAGAAGAGGCAGGCUUAUCUGAAAGCUAGACGGGAUAAGUUGGUGGCUUUGAAGAAAGAGGCGAGAAGUCAACGGUUAGAGAUGAAUUCGACGCGGCCGUGUUCGGCCAGAACGGUCGCCGAGGCGACCAUAAAGGGGGAACAAGAACUAAAAUUACCAGAGCCGCUGGAACCAUCCAUACUCCAAGUACGCAAAGCGCUUGCGGCUCGCCUCCAAGCCGAGGUUGUACGUAAGCAAACGAACUAAUAAUAAUCCUCUGACAUUUCAACAUUAAUUUAACGAAACUUCUCGAUCGUACGGGGACGACAAUGGUUUUUUGUCGGGGGAAUGGUAAGAAUAGAUCAUUGGAACUUCAACAGGGUGACGUCGUAAAUGUUUCUUUUCGCGGACGUUGCAUAAAAUUAGAGCGUAAGUGAUAGAUAAAAUACCAAGUCGAAUGAUACAGUCGGUGUGAAACGAUGAAUAAAGAGUUAUUUCGUUUCACGUGAUUCUAAACGAUCUAUCUCUGUAUCGAGAAAAAGCAUUUUUUUAAGUGAAACGUUAGAAACUUAAUGUUACGGUUGCACACUCGUAGCUCAGCAAUCUAUUUCCGUUUGUGAGUACCGAUGAAAUCAUAUGUGAAGACUUUUAAGGUCACUUGCACUAUUUUCUCUCAGGCGUUCGAUGCGUUUUAUACGGCAUAUUUUAAACCUAAAUAUUGCUAAAUUAAAUUAGAAUAAAAAAAGUGAAGAUUUCUUUUAUA
This is a messenger RNA of Colletes gigas, 1858 nucleotides long. Its product is annotated as cilia- and flagella-associated protein 36. Bases 1 to 1362 code for a protein of 453 amino acids. The record is from RefSeq and is a predicted model, not a curated record. Gene Ontology annotation, cellular component: ciliary base; axoneme. The transcript has 5 exons. NCBI's taxonomy places the organism in Eukaryota, Metazoa, Arthropoda, Insecta, Hymenoptera, Colletidae.